Molecule: messenger RNA, 1472 nt
Organism: Hydra vulgaris (swiftwater hydra)
Lineage: Eukaryota; Metazoa; Cnidaria; Hydrozoa; Anthoathecata; Hydridae
Source: RefSeq, a predicted model, not a curated record
CCUGUUUCUAAAUAUUGAAAAACUAGAUUCUAUAAAGAAAACUUUGAUUUAUUAUGAAGCAAAAUAUAUGCUUAAGAUUAAAUUUAUUGCUUCUUUUACUUCAUUAUUUAAGAAGUUCAACAGCUCAGAUGUUCCUCACAAAUGAGGAAAUCGUCAUAACUAAGGGCAAACUUCUAGGAACAUUAACAAUGCCUAUGGAAUAUGAAGUAUCUUUUAAACUUUAUUUAAAUUCAAUUUUAAGUAUUAAUGCAAACGUAAUUCACAUUACUAAUGGAGUUAAUUGUUGCAGUUACGGAAAUAGAAUUGCCACAAUAUCUUUUAGUAAUAGCUUGAUGGCGGAAAUCGACGCCCCAGUAAACGGCAAUGGUAAUUAUUACUUUUACUCAAAACCAUUAUCACUUCAAAAAUGGAUAAAAAUUACAAUUAAACAGUAUUUGAGUGAUGCCAACUAUUAUUAUACUGUUGAAAUUGAUGGCGAGACUUCCCAUUUUGUAAAAAAUACCAAUCCUCAGGUGUUUCAAAAUGUCAAACUUUAUGUCAGCGAUCCAUGGCGUGCAGCACAACCGGGAUACAUAAGAAAAUUGUUUAUACGAUGUCAAAAUAUUGUAAAUCUCUGUGGAUUAAUAACUACGAUGUCUGCAAAGCAAAACCAAAAUGAAAUAAAUAUUCGUGUAAACAUGAAAACAGAUUGUGCAUGUUCUAUUCAAAAUGUAAGUUUUUAUCUUCAACCCGAACCAAAGUUAAUUUUCAGAAGCUUUUUAUGGGACGGAGAUUUCAGUUUAAAGGACAUCGUAAAUCAGAUUGACAAAUUCUAUGCCAUAAAGGUGAACACUCUUUUGAUAACUUCGUAUGUAACCUUUUCAGCUGUAUUCUUUUAUAAGAAUCUUCAAAAUAAAAACUCUAAUGUGUCGUUCAUAGCCCAUUCAAACUGGAUUUAUAACGAUAAAGAUUCUGCAUUCAAAGGUAUCCAGCAAAGGCUCUCAGUUUUAAUUGAAAAAGUGCUUACAAAAAUAGAGCCUCUGUGGAUUUAUAAAGGGCAAAACGAAACUUUUUUACCGACUGAAAAAUUCCAGUUUGUUUGUGGAUCUAUGCAUAAAAGACAGCAAAGUCCUUGUUAUCAACGUGAAGUAUCUAUUGGAAUAGUUUCGUUUCUACCAAUUAAUGUGCUGGACGUGAAAGGAUACGAUUCGAACAACGCAUUUAUUUAUGGACGUACGCAUAGAAAUAAUAUUAUAGAGAUGGACCUAAUUAAAAGAAAACCAAUGAUUAUAACAAGAGAAAGAUGUUCUCAAAUAGCAGCGUGUGAAGCCUUUUUUAAAUAGAUUCAACAUUAUAUGAUAAUGCUCCGAUAAAUAAUAACACGUCUACAUAUGUGCAUGUUUUUUGUCAAAAUAAAAUUUUAUUUUCAAUUCGAUUUAAAAAAAUAAAAACUAUAAAUAAUAGUAUUGUUAUAUGUUAUAAAGGAAAAUAUA